Molecule: messenger RNA, 1898 nt
Organism: Daldinia loculata
Lineage: Eukaryota; Fungi; Ascomycota; Sordariomycetes; Xylariales; Hypoxylaceae
Product: glycoside hydrolase family 18 protein
Exons: 2
Coding region: 480-1673 (397 amino acids)
Biological process (GO): carbohydrate metabolic process; chitin catabolic process
Cellular component (GO): extracellular region
Molecular function (GO): chitinase activity; chitin binding
Source: RefSeq, a predicted model, not a curated record
GUGUUAUCCAGUUGCCAAGCUGAAAUAAAAAAAACUGACAAGGCCGACCAAUGAAUCGAUGUCACGACCGCGGAUCCCUUACAGUAUCCCUCCCUCAUCGCCACUUUGGUACAGGCAAGCUCUCAGCUCUAAGCCACACAGCUCAACCUGAAGUUGAAUUACAUAGGUAUCAUAUCGAUUCACUUGAGAAUAAAGAUAGAAAGACAGACAUGCAUUAUCACUUAUUAUAUAUAAACUUAUAAAAGCUACCAUUUCCCAAAACAUAGCAUAUUCCACGACUCAGAUCUCUUCUCCCUUACAUCCUUGCCGUGACAGCAUUGCUUGCGGCCUUCAUACUUACACAUCACUACCAUCACUACCCCUCCUUGCUCUCAUCAUCCCACCUCUCACCAGCUCUCCUCACCUUAGCCUACCGUCUUCUUCCAAACUUUCUCAUUUCUUACUCGCCUUCUUCCUCUCCUCCCACCGCAGAAGUGAACAUGGCAUACCAAUUCCGCACAGUCGCUUAUUUCGUCAACUGGGCCAUCUACGGCCGUAAGCACCGGCCUCAAGACCUACCCGUCGAGAAGUUGACGCACAUCUUAUACGCCUUUGCCAACGUGCGUCCAGAGUCCGGCGAGGUCUAUCUAACUGAUACCUGGGCCGACACAGAUAUCCACUGGGAAGGCGAUAGCUGGAAUGAUGUCGGCACCAAUCUAUACGGCUGCCUCAAGCAGCUCAACCUUCUCAAGCGCAGGAACCGACAACUUAAAGUCCUUCUUUCUGUCGGCGGCUGGACCUACAGCAGCAACUUCAAGCAGCCGGCAUCUACACCCCAAGGCCGCGCCAACUUCGCCAACUCCUGCGUCGAGCUAAUCAAGAACUUGGGCUUCGACGGCAUCGACGUGGACUGGGAGUACCCGCAAUCCCCAGCCGAGGCCGCCGACUUCGUCGCCUUGCUGUACGCCGUGCGCGAGGCCAUGGACGCGUAUAGCCGCACCUUGCCCACGCCGUACCACUUCGAGCUGACGGUAGCCUGUCCAGCCGGCGCGCAGAACUUCACUAAGCUUGAUAUCCAGGGUAUGGACCGGGUGCUCGACUUCUGGAACCUGAUGGCGUACGACUACGCGGGGUCGUGGGACUCGGUGGCGGGGCACCAGGCGAACCUGUACCCGAGCGCAUCUAACCCACGCGCUACGCCCUUCAGCACCGUUGCCGCUGUCGAUUACUACCUAUCACGGGGCGUAGCCCCGAGUAAGAUAGUUCUUGGGAUGCCGCUAUACGGGCGCGCGUUCCAAGGCACUGAUGGUCUAGGAAGCGGAUAUAGUGGCGUUGGCGAGGGAACCUGGGAGAACGGCGUGCACGACUAUAAAAAACUACCAUUACCUGGUGCCACAGAGUAUUUCGACCGCGAGGCCCGGGCCAGCUACUGCUACGAGCCCAAUACGCGGACACUGGUCAGCUACGACACGGUGGACAUGGCGCGGACAAAAGCGUGGUGGAUCCGCGAGGAGCGACGGCUAGGUGGCGCCAUGUGGUGGGAGAGUAGUGCCGAUAAGGAGGGAAGAGAGAGCUUGAUCGGGAAUGUGGUUGAUGUGUUGGGUGGACCGGGGGCGCUGGAUCGUAAGCCAAAUUUGAUUGAAUAUCCGUAUAGUAAGUAUGAGAACCUCAGGGCCGGGUUUCCUAAUAACUAGGAUGGGGAUUAUUGAGCGGAAAACACGGGCAAAAUGAAAGGAUAUAGGGGUUGUGUAGAAUGUCUAUGGGUUAUACGGAUUCAGUUCCGUGGAAUAUGAGCGGUUGCUCUGAUGGGUUCGGCAUAUAUAUACGAUAGACGACUGGUAAUUCACCAGAUACAAAUGACCUAUGUACGCGCAACUUGGUAGCAGUCGGGUCUAUGAAUAAAAAGAAUCAAUAAUCCA